AUGGCCAGCGCGUUCACCAAAUUGUUUCUGCCAUCGCAUCGCAAGCGUUCCUCAAACACCUCCUCUGCGCGUCGUCAGGAAGCUUCUCGUUCUCGCUUCUCUACCUCGUCCACCUUCGAUCUCAGGCAUUCUAUCCCGGAAGAAUCCACUCCUUCUGCCGAGGCGACCGUUCCAAGCUUCCAAUCUACAAGCACACUCACUGUACAGCAUCUCAACGAUCAUGUCUCGGCACCCAUAAGCGAUGCUACCUUGCGUCGAAGAUCUCUGGCCAUCGAAGCCGGUCGUUCAUCCUCAAAGGACUUCCAACGCCCCUUUCUUCCUCAUUCCUAUAGCGCCCAAGACGUCACAUCUCCCCUCGACUCUAACACCGAUGCUGAAGCUGCAUAUCCGACCUCUAGCGGAUCAUCGCCUCCUCCGCCAAUAGAUGACGAUGAUGACAUCGACUCCAACCAACUCUUCCUCCAGCUUUCCGAGGAUCCCCGUCUAGCCAAUGAUUGGAACAUUGCCAGCUUGACCGUCAUACCGCUCGCACGCACGCUCAACCAUCAUCACGCUUUGCACAAGGAGGACCUCCUUGACCCACACUUCAUCGCACUCCAUGCCUUUGCGCCUUCCAAGCUAUACAAGCAUCAAUUCGUGUCUGUUCGCUCACUGGCUCAGUCUUCAGCCUCGACGGAUAAAACUGCAGAUGGAUAUGACUGGAGCCAUGUCACCCUCACUGCUACCAUUGGGUCCGACCAGAAGUCGGUCAGCAUCACCGAGACUGUUCACGCACCAUCUUCGACUACCGAUGCCGGCGACACGAGUGCGAGUAUAAGCAUCCCUUCUGCCACAACAAAGAGGAAAGUCAACAUUGCAAGCGAGAUCACCAUCUAUCGCACCCAGCCAAAACCUGCCCCUGCGGCUUCUUCCGCCGAGUCCGCCUUUCAGGUCACCAGCCGGCCCUCUCAAACGAAGGAUGGCAUCUCCACAAGCACAAAAGUACGCGUGGUCUCCGUUGAGCUUCCCAUCGUACAUCGUCGAAUUCCAAGCGCUGGCGCUUCGUCCUCACAUGACAUGCCUGCUGAGCAAAGUUCUCGGCCUUCAGAUACCCAAGAAGUGGAAAGCACCGCGUCUAUCUCAGAUCUCAUUCUGGACCACAUACCUCCCAAGCGCCUUUUCGCACAAGAUCUUUUCAUCCUUGCGCAGCCAUCAGCAUCUUCUCCCCGUCUAUCUGAUGCACUCUCAAACGCUUUUGAUGUGCUAUUCUCCGCCGCACACCAGUUCACUGCAUCCUUCGUUUACGUCAAAGGCUUCGACAGCUACAAUGCCCAUCGUAUCCGCAGAGGCAUCUGGUUCAAGGCCUGGAAGGCUUUCGAGGAGCGAAUCGGCUCCGAGCACGUUGCACGUCUCAGCGUCGAGGCUUUUCACCGCAUCAAGUCACUGCUUGAGAAUGUCGUCAUGGGUCUAGUCCAUACCAAGAUGUACGGUCCUAUCCAGGAUCAGCUCUUGGAUGCCGAUCUUGUCACCGACGACGUGCUCAAUGUCUAUAAUGCAUCCAGUAUUAGCCUCGCCGAUUUUGGUGUUCAGAACUUUGCGAUAAAGCAACGUCCUUCGCGGCUGGCAGACGCCAUUGCAGCUCUAAGUCGAGGCCUUCGCGAUGAUGAUGGCGCUGGCAUAGACGAAGCACUCGCCAGCGGCCAUAUCGACAUACUCAAGUCCAAGCUGUACGCCUCACGCACUCCAUCGGCCUCAGAGGAGCAGCCGGGCCCAUCCGAAUGCAUACAAACCAACUUGGGACUCAUCCAACCUUCAAGAGCGCAAGGUGCAAAUGACAUUGCUGACACUGAUCUGCAUCGUCGCACCCCGCUUCAGAUCCUGCAAACCCUUCGAGCUGUCAUCGAUGAGAUCGGUUGGGCGGCGGAACGACUUCAUCAGUCUUCGAUAAGAGGCUCAUCGUCACAACAGGAGAGACCUCUGCCGCUGGGCACCGACGAUCUAUUGCCAAUCCUGAGCUUCCUCUUCGUUCGAGCUCGACCUAGUCGAUUGUGCAGCAUGCUCUACUACGCACGAGCUUUCCAACUCACCGACACAGCCACUUCGCCGGAGCUGCAAUGGGCGCUUGUCACUUGCGAUGCUGUUAUCGCCUACCUUAGGACUGAUCCACUCCGCUUAUGUCGGCGCAGAUCCAGUAGCAGCAUCCUUGUUGAGCCGCUGCUGCACACGGGCUCUCAGUCACGAUCAGCGUCGAGUAGCAACAACAACGACGUUCUCUUCGCGCGGUCGAUGUCGCCCCGUUCUCGCCAGGGUUCUGCUGCGGGCUCAUCGCUGCAAGCGACCGCUGUCAUGGCACCUUCUCCUUCGGCUCUCGACAGCUCUUCGACCAUCGAAGCCACUCCGCCGCAGUCGCCACGGUCACCAUACUUGCCAGUCGACGUGGGAGGCGACUACCUUCCCGCCAGUGGCAGCAACUCGUACUUCCAGCAGCGUCUUGGCGAUGUCUCAGCUGAGCACGGUGCCUAUGCUUCAUCCGAGUCAAGUCCACCCCUACAAGCCGAAGGUUUCAAGCUACCUGGUCUACCAGCUAGCGUAUCUUCACGAUGCAAUAGCCGUAUCUUGCAACAACGUCCUACCUCUGUCUUUUCGCUCAGCGAAGACGGCGAUGCUAUUAGCCUUGGCCCGGAUGUGUCGGUGGAAGCGCUCGAUCGUCGACUGUCAACAUCAGCAGCUAUGACAGCAGCAGCGACACAACAGAGCCCAAGUCGCCGAGUGAGCAUGCGCGAACGUAGCUUUUCAUCUUCUUCCAGCUCGACGACGCACAACGACGUUCAGAUUCGACCACAGAUUGUUCGCACUAUCAAGCGGUCUCAAGCUGGCAGUAUCUAUACUAGCAACCGGCUGGAGAGAACAAGUAGCAAUGGCAGCAAUGCUAGCAGCAGCAAUGUUCAUGUGCGUGUCGUCGGCUCGCCGUCGCUGCGGGCAAGGGAGGCAAUGUCGGGUCGAGAUUCGCCUCUGAUCAACGCUUCUCCUCCCAAAACAGAUCGGCGGAGGAGCUUUGAUUCCUGGACUGCGUUUUCACUUUUCUCCUCAACUGCCCCGCAGAGUGCGGCCAAUAUCACUCAACAUCCGAACGUGGGUGUUGACAGUGAUACGACUUCAGGUACUAGAUUCAACCAGACUGCCAGAUCCCGGAGCAAAGCGGACAACGCCACAGACGCAUCUGCAACAUCUGCUGGCUCCACAGGCACUGCAGGUUCAUCAGGAUGGCUCUCUUGGGGCAUAGAUGCAAUCAGCAGCACCAGUCGACGCAACUCUGUCUCCACCGCUACUACCACCUCGCGAGCUCCUUCAGCCUUCCUUAGCCGUGUCUCUUCUACCACCACCACAACAACCGGACCCGAAGACGACGUCAACUGUCAGCCAGAGGGGGUCGAAACUCCCAUUCCUCCCACAAAGGCUCUUCACGAAAGCACUAACUCCUCCCGUCCUUCAACUGCUGAUCUUAGCAGCCUUGAAUGGCCUUCCGCUCCUGAUGCCGACAUUAAUAAAGAAGAGAGUGGUGCAGGGAUGACUUCCCUCCCGAGUACAGUCAGAUCUAAGGGGAGGUAUAGAGGUCGAUUUCUUUCCACUUCUUCAGCCACACUUGCUGGAUCAGCGGAACCACUACGUCCGCAGAUCGAUCGCUCUUCUACUUGUUCUGCUGAUUUAGCUCGUCCUGGAUCGAAGCAAAGACAGAGUGUGGGGUCGUUGGAUGCACUGCGUGCUACACUUGAUUCGAGUCCUGCGAUGUCUUCUGGAGCUUUCGCGCUUAAAGAUUUUGGAGGGAGAAGGGAAGAGCUAGAGGAGGAGGUGCCAGAGAUGAUUCCGUAUGGUAGAGAUCCACUCGCGUUGUUUGGGAAUCUGGAAGUGCCAAGUCCCGUAGCAGAACAACCUGGAUCGAGGGAACGGACUGUACCGAAUACGCCUACUCCUUUUUCUUCUGGAAUGACUUUGACUUCGAAGGGGAGUGUUUCCUUGCUGGACGAGUGA
Molecule: messenger RNA, 4008 nt
Organism: Ustilago hordei
Lineage: Eukaryota; Fungi; Basidiomycota; Ustilaginomycetes; Ustilaginales; Ustilaginaceae
Exons: 1
Coding region: 1-4008 (1335 amino acids)
Biological process (GO): early endosome to late endosome transport
Cellular component (GO): transport vesicle; early endosome; plasma membrane
Molecular function (GO): SNARE binding; guanyl-nucleotide exchange factor activity
Source: RefSeq, a predicted model, not a curated record